Molecule: messenger RNA, 2984 nt
Organism: Drosophila serrata
Lineage: Eukaryota; Metazoa; Arthropoda; Insecta; Diptera; Drosophilidae
Gene: alpha-Cat
Product: catenin alpha
Biological process (GO): cell-cell adhesion; cell migration
Cellular component (GO): catenin complex; adherens junction; actin cytoskeleton
Molecular function (GO): cadherin binding; structural molecule activity; actin filament binding
Source: RefSeq, a predicted model, not a curated record
AUAAAUUGGAAAUGGGAAACAUUUUUUCAAGCAUUCUAAAUUAUUGUAAAUUAGACGAUAUAGGCGUCGUCUUUUAAGUGUGAACUGUGAGCAAACAAUUUGAUAGUUAAUAGACUACAAUAGACUAAGCCGAAAAAAUGGGAACAUUGACGGAUUUUGGACAUAUAGCCUUAAAAUGGGAUCCCAAAAACUUGGAAAUCCGCACAAUGUCUGUUGAGAAAACUCUAGAGCCCCUUGUACUGCAAGUUACAACUCUUGUAAAUACUAAAGGUCCAAGCAAAAAGAAGAAAGGAAAAUCCAAACGUGCUAGUGCCUUAGUUGCAGCCGUUGAAAAAGCUACCGAAAACUUUAUCCAAAAGGGUGAACAGAUUGCGUAUGAAAACCCAGAUAUCACACAAGAAAUGUUAACGGCAGUAGAUGAAGUAAAAAAAACUGGAGAUGCCAUGAGUAUUGCAGCAAGAGAAUUUUCUGAAGAUCCGUGCAGUUCCUUGAAGCGCGGAAAUAUGGUUCGAGCAGCUAGAAAUUUACUAUCUGCUGUAACUCGUUUGUUAAUUUUAGCAGAUAUGGUAGAUGUACAUUUGCUAUUGAAAUCUCUUCAUAUUGUUGAAGAUGACUUGAAUAAAUUGAAAAAUGCAUCCAGUCAAGAUGAGCUUAUGGAUAAUAUGAGGCAAUUUGGCCGUAAUGCUGGAGAACUUAUAAAGCAAGCAGCCAAGCGACAACAGGAAUUAAAAGAUCCCCAAUUGAGAGACGAUUUAGCAGCAGCUCGCGCGAUGCUUAAAAAACAUUCAACCAUGUUAUUGACUGCGUCGAAAGUGUAUGUUCGGCAUCCCGAACUAGAUCUGGCCAAAGUGAAUCGCGAUUUUAUUCUGAAGCAAGUGUGCGAUGCUGUCAACACUAUAAGCGAUGUAGCCCAAGGAAAAUCUUCCCAACCGACAGAUAUUUACAGCGGAGCUGGAGAAUUGGCUGCAGCUUUGGAUGAUUUUGACGAAGGAAUUGUUAUGGAUCCCAUGACAUAUAGCGAACAGCGUUCGCGUCAACUGCUUGAAGAACGAUUAGAAAGUAUUAUAAGUGCGGCUGCUUUAAUGGCUGAUGCAGACUGUACUAGAGAUGAACGUCGAGAGAGAAUUGUUGCCGAGUGUAAUGCUGUGCGACAAGCGUUACAAGAUUUGCUUUCCGAAUAUAUGUCAAACAUGAGUCAGAAGGAUAAUAGUCCCGGACUUGCCCGAGCGAUUGAUCAAAUGUGUAGGAAAACCCGUGACCUGCGAAGACAAUUGCGAAAAGCUGUUGUUGAUCAUGUUUCGGACUCGUUUUUGGAAACUACAACACCUCUCAUAGAUUUAAUUGAAGCUGCAAAAACAGGCAAUGAAAAGAAAGUUCGAGAAAAAGCUGAUGUUUUUACAAAGCAUGCUGAAAAACUGGUUGAAGUAGCAAAUCUUGUAUGCAGCAUGUCUAGCAAUGAAGACGGCGUUAAAAUGGUUCGUUAUGCUGCUGCUCAAAUUGAAAGCCUAUGCCCCCAAGUAAUAAAUGCAGCAUCUAUUUUGACUGUUCGACCCAAUUCUAAAGUAGCCCAAGAAAACAUGACAACUUAUCGCCAAGCAUGGGAAGUGCAAGUUCGAAUUCUAACAGAAGCCGUAGAUGAUAUAACGACAAUUGAUGACUUUUUGGCAGUCUCCGAAAACCAUAUUCUUGAAGAUGUCAAUAAAUGUGUUAUGGCUUUACAAGUUGGCGAUGCUAGGGAUUUGCGAUCAACUGCAGGUGCUAUUCAAGGACGAUCUUCCCGAGUUUGUAAUGUGGUUGAAGCUGAGAUGGACAACUACGAACCAUGUAUUUACACGAAACGGGUUCUAGAAGCAGUUAAAGUUCUUCGUGAGCAAGUUAUGCUGAAAUUUGAACAACGCGUCGAAACUGCAGUUGGAGCACUCUUGAAUAAUUCAAAUAAAGACGUCGACGAAAAUGAUUUUAUUGAUGCUUCUCGACUUGUUUACGACGGAGUUCGUGAAAUUCGAAGGGCUGUUUUAAUGAACCGAAGCUCAGAAGACCUGGACACUGAUACUGAAUUCGAGCCAGUGGAAGACUUAACUUUGGAAACGCGAAGUCGAUCAAGUGCUCAUACUGGUGAUCAAACAGUUGAUGAAUAUCCGGAUAUAAGCGGUAUAUGUACAGCUAGAGAAGCCAUGCGAAAAAUGACGGAAGAAGACAAGCAGAAAAUUGCUCAACAGGUUGAAUUGUUUCGCAGAGAGAAACUAACGUUUGAUUCUGAAGUAGCUAAAUGGGAUGAUACUGGAAAUGACAUUAUUUUCCUAGCCAAACAUAUGUGUAUGAUUAUGAUGGAGAUGACUGACUUUACCAGAGGUCGAGGGCCACUAAAAACUACAAUGGAUGUUAUCAACGCAGCUAAAAAAAUUUCAGAAGCUGGUACAAAAUUGGAUAAAUUAACUAGAGAAAUAGCGGAACAGUGCCCUGAAAGUAGUACCAAGAAGGACUUGUUAGCUUAUCUGCAAAGGAUUGCCCUAUAUUGUCAUCAAAUUCAAAUAACUUCCAAAGUGAAAGCUGACGUACAAAAUAUAAGUGGCGAACUUAUAGUUUCUGGGCUGGAUAGUGCCACAUCGUUGAUUCAAGCAGCUAAAAAUCUAAUGAAUGCCGUUGUGCUUACUGUUAAAUACUCAUAUGUGGCAUCCACAAAAUACACUAGGCAAGGAACUGUUUCUUCUCCGAUCGUUGUAUGGAAAAUGAAAGCUCCAGAGAAGAAACCUUUGGUCAGACCGGAAAAACCUGAAGAAGUUCGGGCAAAAGUACGUAAGGGCUCUCAAAAAAAGUUCAGAACCCUAUACAUGCCUUGUCAGAAUUCCAAAGUCCAGCUGAUGCCGUAUAGGAAUAUAUUUAAUAUUUUACAAAAUGAGAAAUACCUAUUUUAUCAUAAUUCAGUAGUGUAGUAUAUCCCAUAUUCAGCUUUUCUUAACAUUCAAUAAAAUAUAUACAAUAUA